AUGAAGAGGGGAAAGGAUGAGAUUAUCGAAAUAUGUUCCCUGCUAAAUAAUAAUAAAGAUAAAAGCAUAAACAAAGGAAUAAGAACAUUAUGUUUGUUUAUAAUAAAUAAUGACUCUAUAUCAGACGAUGAAUAUAAUAAUUAUGUUAGAUUAUUGAUUGAAAAUAAUUAUUUUCGUGUAAUAUAUUUUUUAUUAUGUCGUGAAGUAGAAAAUGUGAAAUCUUCAAAAAUAAUACAAGAUGUUGAUUUAGAGUUUAUUGAAAUAAUUUUUUAUACAUUAAAUUGGGUAUUUCGAAAAUUGUUUGGGGGAGGUAACAUUUAUACGAAGGAUAAAAAUGAAUUCGAUAAUGGAAAAAUAAAAGUAUCUAAAUUUGUUUACAAGGAUGGAAAUAUAGAGACAUAUAUAAAAAAUGGGAUAUUUGAAGAAUCUCAUGAAUUUUCAAGGAUCGGAAUAUUAUUGUGUGAAAAUUUGAAGUUUGUUGAAGUUAUUGCAUUAGCUAAUAUUUCCUAUAAUGCAAUAUAUAUAUUAAAUUGUAUUUUUUAUUUUUUAUUAUAUCAUAAAAGAUUUAAUGAAGUUUUUUUAAGAUCCCCUUUGUUGUUAAGCUUGAUUAAAAUAAGAGAAAAUUUGGAAGAUUUUUCAAAUAUAAAAAAUAAUGACAAUAUAUUUGAUAGCAUGGAAGAAGAAAAUAUAGAUAAUGGAAGUGACAUGGGUGGAAAAAAUGAAUUAUACAACGGAAGCGAUAUAAUGGAUAUUAAAGAAAAAAGUGAUGGAUCAAGUGAUGUAAAUAAUAAAAUUAAUGAAAGUGAUGGAAAAAAGAAAAAAAAAGUUUCAAAUAAUACAGAUGAAAUAUUAAUAUGCAAUUAUAGUUUUGAAAAAGAAUUAGUCUUUUUAUAUAAACAUUUAGCACUAAAAAAUUUGAAACGUCAAACGAAUAAAAAUAUUAAUCAAGUAUCGGAAAAUUGUGAUUUUUAUGGUGAGUUAUUAAUAAGAAAACAAAAUGGAGAAAGCAAAAUUUUUAAAGAAGAAAUAAUAAAUGUAGAGAAGAAAAUUAAAAAAAUAAAAAAAAAGUUAAAGAAAAUUAAAGGAAAUAAUAAUGAUAAUAUUCGUGAUUUAAUUGAAAGUGGAUCAGAUUUUGAAAUAAUGAGAGUAACUAUAUUAAUUUAUUUUUUAUAUUGUUAUUUAUUUAUUGGGAAAAAUCAUUAUUUACAUAAAAAUUUUGAACAAUUAUGUAAUGAGAUAUAUGAAAUAUAUAGAAAUAGUAUUGAUGUGGUGAAACUUUAUAUUUUGUUAUGUACAUAUGAAAUACUAAAGAAAGGUGAACAUUAUAAAUAUAUUAACAUAUUUCUAGUUAUUAUGAAAUUACAAAAUAAUUUCUUAAAUAAUAUUCAGAUCGAGAUGAAAGAAAAUGUUACUUUUAUUUUAAAUGAAGUUUUGAAGUAUAAUGAAUUUUCCCACAUAUAUAAAAAAAACAAAUUUAAUGAUAAAGUUAUAUUUCUUUUAAAAUUAUCAAAAGAGUCAUAUAAAGAAACGGAUAAUCAAUUACAAAAUAAUUUUGAUGGAAUAAUGGACGAAAAUAUUGAAAAAUCAAAAAGGAGUUACAUUUUAGUUAUAAAUUUUAAUAGAAAACAAUGUAUGCAAACAGAUAAUAAUUAUAAUGAUACUAUAAUAAAUUUUGCUAAAAAUGUUAAAAGAAAUAAAUUUGAACAAAUAAAUAAUAACUUUUUAUUAUUAACUGAUAAAAAGGAAAUUCAUCGAAUUUGUAUGAUAUUUAAAAUUAUAGAAUUGUAUGUGAAAAGUUGUUCCACAGAAAUACAUCAAUUAUUUGUCAUUAGUCCUAAUUUGAAAGAAGAAGAAAAUGUCAAAAUAUUUAAAAGUAAUACAUCAACAAAUAAUAAUAGUCUUAAAAUUGGAAAACCUCAUAAUAAUAAAAAAACAAUGAAUGAUAAUUUGUUUGCACUUUUAACUGAUUUAAAUGUAAAAUACUUUCUUAAUCAUUAUGUAAUUGUAAAAACAUUAGAAAAACAUAAGCAUUUUAUUAAUAUGUAUUAUAAUAGUAGCAGAUUAUAUAAAAUAUUAAUUUCUGGGAAUAUAUAUAUAUUUAUAUUUCUUAAUUUAUAUAUCGAAUUAAAUAAAAUAUUUUUCAUCUAUAAAACAAAGUCAAAUUUUGGUAUAUCUAUAAAAAACGAUGAAAGAAAUGUAGCAUUUGAUAAAUUGUUUAACAGAAUAGCGGAAUGUGGUGUGACUGAUAUAAACAUCGGGAAGAGCAUAUGUUCGUUUAAUUAUGAGAAAACAGAGAAUGAAUAUGAUGAGAUAAACAAUGGUGGGGAACACAACUUGACGCCAAGUAAUAAAAGCAAGAAAAGAAGAGUUAGUAUAAAAGGUGAUAAUAUUGAAGACGAAACAACGAUAAUUGAAAAAAAUCAAUUAAAAAGAAAGCAACCAAAACAGGUGGAACAAAAUGAAAAUAACAUAAAUUUUGAAAAUAAAAUGGAUAAAAAUGAAACUGACAAAAUGUGUCAACAAAAAUAUCAGUAUAAAUAUAUAUAUCAAAGGAUUAAAGAUGAAAUUGUUCAUAAAACAAAUUUUUUAGUGUUAUGUAAAGAAGUUGUAAAUUUAAAAAUUGUUGUAGAAUUGUAUAAGAAUAAAAAAAAAAAAUAUAUAUAUAAUAACAAUGAAAUAAUACAUAAUGAAGACAUUUUAAUUCAAAAUAUGAAAGAAGAAAAUGAUUAUAUUUAUAGUGAAGAAAACGAAAUAAAUUAUAAAAAAAAAUUAGAAGAAUUAUUAUUUUUUUUUAUACCUAUGCAAAUUACAAAAUAUUUAUUAAAAUUUGUUUUGAAAAAAGAGCGACAUUAUUAUUUUAAUUAUUCUAUAAUGUCCUAUUUAUAUUAUAUAUUUGAAAUAUAUAAAUGUAUUUCCUUGUUUAUUUUAUCUCUUCAAUCUUAUAUAAACAUUCCGAAAGGAAUAAAUAAUGAAAUUUUACUCAAAAGCAUAAAGUUGGAUUUAUCAAUAAUAUUUUAUAACAUUAUUAGCCCAUAUUAUUUAUUAGACAUUACAUAUAUAAAUAUUUGCUUGUCAAAUAGUAUUAAUAAUGUAGAAACUCAUAAAAAUGGAAAUACAUUAGCAAGUAAUGAUAACAAUAAUAAAGGGGUAAAGAAAGAUGGUAAACAUAAUAUCAAUAGUAAGAAAAAAACAAACUUUGAAGAGGAAUAUUCAAGUGGUAAUGAUUCGGAUAAUUAUGUUUUCAACAUAGAGGAUAAAACAAAUACGAUGUUAAUGUAUAAAUUAGAUAAAAAAAAAGAAGAAAAGGAGAAUUUGUUAAAUUUACAUUAUUUUAUAAAUAAUGUAUAUAUAAAUAAUAACAAUUCAACUAUAUUUUAUUUUAUAGUUUUAAGGAGUUUUAUAAAUUUAUUUGAUGAAUGUGAAUUGAAGAAGAAGCUAAUAUAUGAAUUAUACAAUAAAAAAACAAUUCUUGAAAUAAAUAAUUUUACAUUAUUUUCAAAAAUUAAUGAUAAUAUUUAUAAAAUAUUUUUAAAAUUAUUUAUAGAAAAACGUUAUUUCACCAUUGAAAGUUACAAUUUAGUUAACUCUUUAUUCCACAUGUUUAUAUAUUAUAAAAAUAAAGUCAUAGUGGAAAAAAAUGAGGCAAUAAAAAAUAAUAGUAAAAAUUAUAGUAUUUAUGAAAAGUAUUAUAAUUUUAUGGAAAAUCUUGUAUACAAAAUUUUAAAAAAAACAAAAUAUUUUGAUAACAAACACUUGGAUAUUUUAUUUAUAUUUCUAAUUUUUUUAAGAAGUAUAAAUAAUUCACGAGAGUUUCUUAUUGUUAUUUCAGUAUUUUUAAGAAUUUUUAAUUUGUUUAAUACAAAAAUAACGCAUUUGGAGGUUUAUUACAAAAGUGAAAGGUCAAAAAAAUGCACAGAAGAAAAUGUAAUAAAUUACACCGCCAAAAAACGUAGAAUAACAAAUUAUGAAAAUUCAUCUGUUUUGGGUUUAAUUAUUGAUUAUUUUUUUACUAAUAACAUAAAAUCUCUAUGUAAUAACAUACCAAUAUUAAAGGUUUUUAAUGAUAAUAAUUCAGAAAAGGAAGGACAAAAUAAUAAGAAUAAUACCAACCUAUAUGAAUAUACUGUCAAUGACGUUGUACAAUUGUAUAAAAAUUAUGUAAAUUUUGUUAAAUAUAUUAUUUUGUUUAAUCCAUAUAUAUAUUUAAAAUUUAAAAAUAAAUUAAAAAAUAAAAAAUGUUUGAGUGAACUGUUUUUUACUAUUACUAAAAAGGGAAAGAAUAGUUUUACAAAUUCAAAUCUUGAUAAAGGUUUACAGACAAAUGAUAAUAAGAAUAAUACUUCACACGAAAGUUGUAACCAACCAAGCAAUAACGAUUUGAUAGAAAAAAAUAAAAAAGAUGAAAAUGACAAUAAUGAAAAUAUAUACUUUCCUUAUAAACAAGAAAUGGAAGAAUACGAUGAAACGUUUCAAAUUUUUUUGAAAUUUCAAAAAAGUGUAAAAUUAUUUUUAAAAGAAAUAAAAUUAAAUAAAAACAAUGAUACAACUAAAUAUAAAUCGAAAAUUGAGAAAAUAUGCACAAUGAAGAUGAAUUUAGAAGCAAAGAAUAAUGAACAAUAUUUAAUGAAUAAUAAAGAUGAUUUAUUAAAAAAUGAUAAAGGAAAUAACAUAGAUUGUAAUACUAUCAGAGAAUUAGGAGAAGUUUUGAGCAAAUGCAAAAAUGUGUUAAAAGCUUAUUUAAACGAACAAAAUAUAUUUCCAUUUGAUUCAAAAUGUAAUGAAGAAAACGGAAAUGAAAUGGAUGAAGAGGUAGUGUUUUAUAAGAUAUGUAAUAUAACACAUAUUUUAAUUAAUUAUUAUUAUAUUAAUUAUAUAUAUAUAAAAAAUAAUGAUAUAGAUAAUAUAAAUAUAGAUAUCGCUAUAUAUUUAAUAAAAAAUAUAAAUUUUAUACUAAAGGUAUAUCUUAAAAUUUGUAUGAACAUAAAUAUAAAAUUUAGCUUAUUAAUGAAAAGAAAUUGGGAAUAUAUAGAAAUAGAAAAUAUGAUUAUGAAUCGUAAAAAUUUAAAUAAAAAUAAAUUUCAUUCUAACCAAUUUAUUGAAAAAAUUAACAAGAUGAAUAAAAAAAUGUUUAUAUAUUUUUUGAAUAUUUUCAAAAAUGAAUCGUUUAAAAAUUUAUUGAGCUUAUUGGAGAAUGUGGGGAAAAAAAAUAGAGACGUAUAUGAAAGUUUUAUUUACCUUAAUUUAUGUUAUAUAUAUAAAAAUGUAUAUUUCUGUAAAUUAAAAAAGGAAAAUCAUAUAAAUGUGCUAGUUGAUAAUUUAACAUUUUUAAUUAAUGCAAUAGUAAGACAUGAUAUAAACAGAACAAACGUUCUUUUUAAAAAAAACAUAUGUAACAUGGUUUUUUUUUUAUUAAAAAAAUUGCAAACAAAGGAAUGUUUUAUAAAUAAAUUAAUUAUGAAUUCUUAUUUUUGUAAUAAAAUAAAAAAUAACAUUGAAGAUACACAAAAGCAAAAUGAUAAAAUUACAAGCUCAGAGAAAUUCAAUGAUUUCGAGCAAAUAGAUAAGUCAAAUCAAUUUAUUGUAGAGGAAGCCCUUUCAUUUUUUCUUUAUUAUAUGAGCAAUGAAAAUAUUAUGCAAAGUCAUUUGAAGAAUAUUAAUGAAAAUAUUAUUAGUAAUACAUCAUUACUAAUUAAUAAUAUCAUAAAAAAUAAAGGAAUAAAUGUAACUACUAAAAUUGCAGUAAAAAAAUUGUGGAAUUUGUAUAUUAAUAAAAUCUAUUCAUAUAAUGACUUAUUAUUAAAUUAUGAUUUAAUUAAGAAUAUUACAAUCUUUAGUUUAUCAAAUAAUUUGGAUAGCAAUAACAAAAAUAAUGAUAUGGGUGCUGGUAAAAAUAAUUUAAUUAUUAAAAAAAUAAAAAAUGAUAAAAUACAUUUUUUAAAUUAUAAAGAUAUAGAAAGAGAAAUAAAAAGUUGUAUAAUUUAUAAUUAUAUGACGCAUUUUGGAAUUGAAACAUUAAAAGACGAAGAAAAUGUAAAUAUGAGUAAAGAAAAUUAUAUUAUUAUGUAUAUCUUAUAUUUUAUGAAAAAUUAUAAUGAGUGUGAAUUUUUCGAUAAAACACAUAUUAACGUUUUGGAAAAAAUCACUUAUAAAAAAGUUUUAAAACUUAAAAAACAUAUAUUUACAAACGAAUUUGGAGAAAUGUGUUUAAAUAAAAUUAUAUAUUCAUACACAAAUGUAAGAAAUAAAAACAAAAUUGAUUUUCUUUUAUUAAAUACGAAAAGGAUGAGAAAUAAGAAUUGUCUUUUUGUAGCCAUGUCUAUAUUAUAUUUUCUGGGGAAUUUAUUGAAAAUGGAAAAUCGAGUAACUAUGUUCAAUAAAUAUAAUAAAAAUAUAAUACGAAGAAUAUGUAAAGUCGUUUUUCUUUAUUUUUAUGAAUAUUUUUUUGAAAAUGAUGUUAAGAAGAAUAAACAUAUUUUUAAAUCGUAUAAUAGAGUAGUUUUUUUUACGUAUAUAAAAUAUUUUAAGCAGUUUAAGAAAAAUGAAUCGAAUAGUAACAUCGAGGAUAAUGAUGAAUCAUAUAAAUCUGACCAUGUAAAUAAUGAACAAAAUCCAAGAAUCAACAAGUUUGUUGAUGUCGUUUUAAAAGGCAAUACAAACGAUUUCCAUAUCAUGCUAAUGCUAUUAUUAAACUUGAUUAAUAAGAAUAAGAACAAAUUUUAUAUUGAAAAUGUGAUAGACAAACGUUUUAAUUCUGUAUUAGUUAAUAUUUCGAAUAUUUUUAAAAGGAAUAACACAAAAAAUUUGUAUUACACAGAUAUUAUGAAAGAAUACAUAUAUACUUUUUGUGAUAGUGAUAUGAAUAAUAUAGUAAAAUACAAAGAAAAUAUGAAUUAUAUAUCAUUUAACAUAUAUUUCCUACUAUUUAAGUAUAUGAAAUUAAGAGAUUUGAAUUUGUUAAAUAUGAUUGAAUCAUUUUUUAAAGAUGAGGGUAUAGAAAAAACAAUUUUAUCUCAAAUAGAUGAAUACAAAAAGAAGAAAAAAAAAAACGAUGAAAAAAUUUUAAUUUACAUUUUAAAGUUAAUAAAAAUAUUUUAUGAAGAAUGGUAUAGUUUAUGUAAGAAUAAAACAGAAAGCCAAAAUAUAUAUUUAAAAACCUUAAAUAAAAAUAUAUUUAAUGAACUUAAAAAAUUGUAUAAUUACACAUUAGGAGAUAUAGACAUUUGUAUAAGAAAUAUAUUUUUUGUUGAUUUAUCUUAUUUUUUAAAAUCAAUUACUAUUAAAAAUAUGCUUGACAAUAAGCUAAUGGACGAAGUUUUAAAAUUUAAGGAUUUUAAUUUAGAUAAUGAUAAUAACCAUAAUUGGUUAGAUAUGAAUCCAAAAAUGUUAUAUAAAACAUGUACCUUUUUUUUUGUGAAUGAAAAUAUACGCAACGAACUAGGAAAUAAUGAAACAUAUUUUACAUUUUAUAAAAAUAUGAAAAAUCGAUCUUUGAAUGAAAAUUAUGAUAUUAAUGAAUCAAAAAAUGAAGAAAAUUAUGACUAUAAUGAUUUGCAAAAUAAUAUAAAUAAAAUCGACACAUCCAAUAAUUUAGAGAACUAUGACGAUGAUAACUAUAAUGACAACAAUGAGAAUAACUAUGCAGAAGAUAUAAAUGAUGAUAAAAAUGAUAAGGAUAAUGAAAUUGAAUUGGGGAAAAUGGAAAAUUAUUUAAAAAAUUUAGCUAUUAAAAAUUUGUAUUCUAUAAUAUAUCAAAAUGAUUACAUUAAAAAAGAAGUUUAUCUUUUAUCACAGAAUGAUAAAUUAAAAGACAAUAUAUAUGAUUAUUUAUUUUUGCUAUGUUUAAUAGUUAGUAAAUUAAUUUUUUGUUUUAUUUUAAUGGCAGAAAAAUUAAGGAUUUUCUUCUACCAUUUUAGGAUUUUAUAUACGACAAAUAGUUAUGAUAAUAUAUUUUUAAAUUAUGAUCUAUUAUAUAUGCAAGAAGUUAAUAGAAAGAUUAAAAACUAUAUAAAGAAAUAUCCAGAUAUUCAUUUUUAUAUUGAUUAUGACAAUAAUGAAAAGGAAGAAAAUAAAGGAUACAAUAACACUUCUUAUUAUAGUUAUAAUAAAAAUGCACAAUUAAAUGGCGAAGAAAACUUUGAAAAUUCUUACAAUAAUAAGAAUGAAGUAAUGAACUCGGAAAAUAACAGUGGUUUAUUUACAAAAAAUAAAAAAUUAAUAUCUUAUGAUGAGGAAAAAGAGCAUUUUCAUCAUUUAAAAAAAGGUGAAAAAUAUAGUAUGAAUUGUAAAUUUUGUAUAAAAUUUAGGAAGGUUCAUAAGAUACACAAAUCAUAUCGAAUUUUUAAUUUAUUCAAUGAAGAUGAGAAAAAUCAUAUAAAAAAUAUGAUCUACUAUGGUAAAACUAUUCGAACAACUAUAUUUUUAAAUUGCCCUUAUGAGAAUAAUAUAUAUAGCAAUUUUAGCACUUUUAUAAAUGGUCAAGAAUAUUUCGAUGAUACUAAUGAAAAAACUAAAAAUGAUGAAACGUCAAAUAUAUUUGAUAAUUCUAAAAGCGAAAAAGUGGAUAAAAUGGAAAACAAUGACGGCGAAAACGAUGAUAUAAAUAUAGAUAGCGAUAAAAAAAAUGAUACUAAAGAUAAUAAAAAAAAAAAUAAAGAAAAUCACAUAAUCAACAAAAUUAAUUCAUAUUGCAUAGUUGACAAUAAUGAUGAUUUAUUAUAUGGAAAAAAAAUUGGAAAAAAUCAUUUUAAAAGAAAUUAUAAAAGAUUAUUAAAUCAAUAUCUUUUAGACGAUAUAGAUUUUUUUGGAAAAUGGAUUAAAAAUUUUUCUAUAUAUGCAUUGAAAAUAUUAAUAUGUUGUUUAAGUAGUAAUGAUAUUAUUGUUAGAAUUAUAAGUUUAAAAGGGUUAUCAAUUUUUUACCAACUUAUAGAAAAUUCAUUUUUUCUUUACAAAAUAAAAAAAAAAUUAAAUUCAUUUAGAGGAAAAAAUUAUAAUAAUACGGAUGAAAAUAAUGGUAUAUAUAAAGAAUUUAUGGAGAAUAGUAUUGCACGUAUAAAUAGAAAUAACAAUAACAAUGAAAAUAUUAAUCUUGGGAUCGGAACAAAUAAAAAAAAUUUUGUAAUUCCAUUUAAAGAAUUAUUUUAUCUAUAUUUUUUCAUGAAAAAAUUAAAAUAUUCAGUAGAUCAAAAUUCGUAUUAUAUAAAUCCUUGUAUAUCAUCUUACUCCAUAUUUUUAUUAAAUGAUUUGUACAAUCGAGCAAAUAUUAUAGCAACAUUGAAGCAUCUAAUUAUAAAUAAAACGUUUUCGGUUUAUUUUUUUUAUGCUUAUUUAGACAAAAUGUUUACAAAUGAAAAUCUAGUAUCACUAAAAUUGAUAAAUUUUUUCAUUAUCUCGGUUCAGUCGUUGUAUUCAAUAGGGUAUAAUAUAACAGCAGAUGAAAAGGAAUGCGAUGGGGAAGAAUCUCAGAAUCAAAACUUUAAUAAUGAAAAUAAUGAUGAAUAUUAUAGCGAAAGAAACAACAAUUAUGAAGAUGAGUAUGCAAAUAAUAAUAGAAGAGGAAAUUAUACAGAAAAUAAAAAUAAUAAUCAUGUUGAUAAGAGUUUUUUUGUAACUUCUAAUAUUGGUAAUAGGAUGAUUCAUAAUUUUGAAAAUGAAGAAGAUGAUAACGAUGAAGAAAUAGAGGAUAAAAUGAAUGAUGAAGAAGAAAAUGUGGAUAAACCAGUUUUAGAUAAAUUGCAACAUAUUGAAGAAAGUCACAAAAAUGCAGUAAACUGUAUUUACAGUAUUUUAAAUAAAAAACAAAUUUUUGAAAUUUAUAUGUCCAUGUUUUUUAAUAAUUAUUCAAAUUAUAAUUUGUUAAAAAACUUUCUAAUAUUGCUUAUUACAUCAACUAAUGUAAUCGAUGUAGUUUAUAUGAAACAUGACGAUAUUAAUUGUACUGAACCCUGCAAUGGAAAUCAGAAGGAUCAAUUAGAAGAUAACAUAUAUUGUGAUGAAAAUGAAAAUAAUAACAACUCACAUGUGAUAGAUGAUAAGAAAAAUUAUGAUGAUAAUGAAGAAGAUGGAUGGACUGAAAAUAAAAAUAUAAUAUACAAGGAUGAUGAUAAUUUUAAUGAAAACGAUGAAAAUAAAAAUUAUGAUAAUACUAAUAUGAAUAAUAUUGGUGUUCAAUAUUAUGUUAAAAAUAAUUUCGUUAUAAAAUUAAUUACCAAAAACAAUAUUUUUUUAUGGAUCAAUUCAUUAAUACAUAAAAAGCUUUUUCACGAAGAAAAUUCAUUAAAUUAUCCUUCUUCUUUUAUUUUUCCAAUUUUAAACUUUUAUGAUUUAACGAAUAAAAAUGAAAAUUAUUAUGUUAAUUAUAUUUAUAAGAAUAUAAAAAAUUUUAAAAAAAGCACCGUCAAAUUAUCUAUGCCACUCUUUUUAAUAAAUCAAUUGAAGUUUAUUGAGAAUAACAUGCAAAUUCUUGAAGAAAAAAAUUAUGAUGAAAUGAAGAAUGAUGAGGAAAAAAUAGAAAACAGCUACAAUGAGAACAAAGAAGGAGACAUUGAAGAUCCCAAUUUGAGAAACACUAACAAAGAUGAGAAAAUAUAUAGUGACAAUGAUAGUAGCAAUAGUGAGACUGUUAGUGUCGAUAGAAAUAGCAACAGUAUCACUGACGACGAAAGUGAUAUAUAUAAAAAUGAAUAUAUGAAUGGCAACGAGUUAUCUAUGCUGCAACAUUUAGAUGACAUAAUUAAAAAAUGGCAUAUGUUAGGACAUGUAUUUAAAGAAAACUAUGGAAAAACAUCAGGUAUAUUGUUAUACUUAUCAUUACUGACCAAUAAUAUAGUGUCUAAUUUGUUUUAUCCUAGUGUAGAUUAUUCGCAUAUUUUUGGAAAUAGUUUAUUAAAAGAAGAAAAGGAAAAAAUCAAAAAAUUUAUAUUAAAAAAUGGAUAUAAUUUAAUAUAUAAAAAAAAUGAAAAUAAUAAUAAAAAAUUUGAGAUAUGGAAUUUUUGGUAUAAUAAUUUUCAUAAAUGCAUAUCAUUAAAAAUUCGAGGAAAUUUAUUAAUACAUAAAAAAGAUAUCAGUUUGAGGAAUUCGAAUUUAAAUAUAUUUUCAGAAAUACUAAAAAUUAUAAGAAAAUUGAAUAGAAGUUUAUAUUACACAUUCUUUAAUUUAUAUCAUACAGAAUAUUAUAAUUUGUUUAUUUUUAUUAGUGGAAAGAAGAAAUAUAUUGCAAAAAAAAAUAUAUACUUGAAAAAAACUAUUAGCAAUUAUGUAAAAAUCUGUAAAAAGUUUAUUAAAUAUAUUUAUCUUUUAUUUAAUAUGGUUUUUAAUAUUUGUACUAGUUUAUAUGACACAGCAACAUCAAAUGAUAAUAUAUUUCAAAAUUCAAUAUCAACAAAAGUAAUUGUAGACAAAUCUUUUAUGAACAAUGAUAUAAGUUUAAUUGUGAAUGAAUUUAUUUUAUUUUUUGAAAAUAUUUGUAUAAUCCUCAAUUAUUUUAAUUCCCAAAAAAUGAAAAAAGAUAGUACUGAUUUUGAUAUUGAGCAAUUCAAAAAAGGGGAAUAUGAAGAACAAGAAAAAAACAUACAGGAUAGAAGUAGAACAAUUGAAACAUUUUAUGUUAAAAUUCAUACAAAAUUAUUAAAAGAAACGUAUAAUAAAAUUCCACAAAAUUCCAAUUAUUUCUUAUACAGAAAAAUCAUAUUAUGCGUAUUACAAAUGAUACAUAAAAAUUGUUUUAAAAAUAACAAACAUUUUUAUUAUAUCUUUUUAAAUAAGCUAAUUACUAUGUAUCAUUUUAUUAAUGUUGAUAAUCGACCAAAGCUAUACUUAUACAUAUUUGAGCUUUAUAAUAUUAUUAAAAAAGAUCCAUUCGAAUCAAUACUAAAGCAAAUUUUUUAA
Messenger RNA from Plasmodium yoelii, 11883 nucleotides. Its product is annotated as conserved Plasmodium protein, unknown function. The transcript has a single exon. The record is from RefSeq and is a predicted model, not a curated record. Bases 1 to 11883 code for a protein of 3960 amino acids. Lineage: Eukaryota; Apicomplexa; Aconoidasida; Haemosporida; Plasmodiidae.